AUGGCUGUCCCUUACCCUCAAGUCGUCCUUCUUGGCGACUCGCUGUUUGAGCAAUCGGUAAAUCUUGACAACGGUUUCUCAUUCCAGGCGGCCCUUCAGACCCUUUGCAUCCGACGUCUUGAUGUCGUCAACCGCGGGCUCUCGGGAUGGAACUCGGCGAAUGUCGUGGAGCAUCUCGAUAGGCUUUUCCCGAAACCGACGACGUUGUCACCUAGAAUCAAGCAUCUGGUCAUUCUGCUGGGCGCAAAUGAUGCUGUGAUCCCAAUGCCAACCACGACGCAGCAUGUUCCGAUUGACCAGUACAAGACGAACCUGCAAACAAUCAUCAACCACCCGCACAUCCGAGCACAUGAACCCAAGAUCCUGCUCGUGACGCCGCCGCCGCUCGACGAAAUCAAAAGGGAGGAAGUCGAUAAAGCAGCGGGCCAUCCACGCACAACCCGCACUUGCGCAAUCUCUGCCUCGUACUCGGACAAGGCACGUGAGGUAGCACGGGAAAACCCCGAUGUCACUCUCGUCGACCUUUGGCAAGCCCUGAUGAACAAGGCGAUCGAAAUGGCUCCUGAGCACUACACUCCAGGAGGGCCAUGGCUUGGGACUCGAGAAAAUGGGCAUCGAGGAGGACUGAAGGAGCUGCUUUCCGACGGGCUUCACAUGAGUGGUGACGCAUACAGAGUCUUUUACGACGAGAUCAAACCACUCAUUCUUGACGAAUGGGCCCACCUGCAAGAGAAUGAUCGUACCGGUUAUUUACUUCCGGACUGGCGGACACUAAACUGUUAA
Drechmeria coniospora is the source of this 783-nucleotide messenger RNA. RefSeq lists its product as uncharacterized. NCBI's taxonomy places the organism in Eukaryota, Fungi, Ascomycota, Sordariomycetes, Hypocreales, Ophiocordycipitaceae. The transcript is spliced from 4 exons. The coding region runs from base 1 to 783 and encodes 260 amino acids. The record is from RefSeq and is a predicted model, not a curated record.